AUACACGCGCACACACCUCAGACAAGAACACAGUCUCUCUGUCUCCCUCUCGCUACCCCUGUAUGCUUCACACUUUUCCAGACCUAAAACAGAAAAAAUCCUCUAACUCUGUCCAACGCUCACUGGUUUUCAAAACCCAGAUUUUCUGCUUGUCUCUUAAUUGCAUAUCUCAUGGCGGAUGUUGAUCAAGGCAUUGGUGAGCAUGAAGCGGAUCACGCUGCAGUUCAUGGUGUGGAUCCUGCUGCUGAUUGUGUUGAUCAUCCUGUAGACCAUGGUUUGGACUCCACUGACCUUGGAUUGGAUCAUGGCACUGAUCCUCCUGUGGAUCAUAGUGUGGAUCACAUCACAGGUCCUGGAUUGGCGGUAGAGCAUGAUGACAUGGAUCACCCUACAGAUCAUCAUGUGGAUCCUUCUAUAGACCAUGAUGUGGAUCACCCUGUAAACCAUGACAUGGAUAAUGCUAUAGAUCAAGUGCCUGAAAAUAAUGAGGCUUCAAAGCAAGGACAUGAUGAGGAUACAGUCUCUGGAGGGGGUGAGAAGAGGUGGCCUGGAUGGCCUGGAGAGAGUGUGUUUCGGAUGUUGGUUCCUGCUCAAAAAGUAGGCAGUAUCAUUGGCCGUAAAGGGGAGUUCAUUAAAAAGAUAGUCGAGGAGACAAGAGCUCGCAUUAAGAUACUUGAUGGUCCUCCAGGGACAGCAGAAAGAGCUGUAAUGGUAUCUGCCAAGGAGGAGCCUGAUUCCUCUCUUCCUCCUGCUAUGGAUGGCCUACUGAGGGUUCACAAACGCAUUAUUGAUGGUUUGGAGGGUGAUUCUUCUCAUGCUCCACCAAGCAGUGGAGCUAAGGUUUCGACAAGGCUGCUAGUACCAGCCUCACAAGCUGGAAGUUUGAUAGGAAAACAAGGGGGAACUGUUAAAUCCAUCCAAGAGGCAUCAGCUUGCAUAGUUAGAGUUCUUGGUGCAGAAGACCUUCCAGUUUUUGCUCUUCAAGAUGAUAGGGUUGUUGAAGUAUUGGGGGAAGCAGCUGGAGUGCACAAAGCAGUGGAGUUAAUUGCAUCUCAUCUCAGGAAGUUUUUAGUUGACCGAAGUAUAAUUCCGUUAUUUGAAAUGCAAAUGCAAAUGUCGAAUCCUUCAAUGGAGCAGAUGCCACCACAUCAGUCAUGGGGUCCACCUCAACCCCUUCCUCCAAAUCAUGGUGGAGGGCCUGGUUAUGGACAAAAUCCCCAAUAUAUGCCACCUCCGCGACAGCUUGACAAUUACUACCCUCCUGCUGACAUGCCACCUCCAAUGGAAAAACAACCUCACCAGGGUAUAUCUGCAUAUGGAAGAGAAGCUCCCAUGGGUAGCCAUGCUUCAUCAAAUGCCCAAGCUGCACCAUCAAUGAUCACACAGAUUACACAACAAAUGCAAAUCCCUUUAUCAUAUGCUGAUGCUGUUAUUGGGACAGCUGGUGCAAGUAUAAGCUACAUUCGACGUGCUAGUGGGGCAACUGUUACUAUACAAGAAACUAGAGGUGUUCCUGGGGCAAUGACAGUUGAAAUCAGUGGAACUGCUUCUCAAGUCCAAACAGCUCAGCAGCUGAUACAGAAUUUCAUGGCUGAAGCUGGAGCCCCAGCACAGCCUCAAACAGGUGGGGCCGCAGACCAAGGCUACAAUCCUUAUUCUCACAGUUCAGUGUAUGCUUCUCCACCAUCCAAUCCAGAACACAGCGGCCAUGCUGGGGGAUAUGGCUCAAUGUAUGGUGCAAGCUAUGGGUACUAGGCAGCAGCUCUGAGUUGGUUCCCUUGUUGAUAUGACCUGUACUUUGCAGAGUUGGUUUCCUCAGCGAACUUGGAUGAUAUUAUCACCAAAUAAUCAAUUAAGCAUGCUGUAGUUGUACCUUACAUUUCUCUAGAUUCUUGGCUAGACAAAUUACAUAAGUUAGAUUCUUCAUGUGCAUUAUGCUUGGACCACAUGGCGUUGCCAAUGGAAUGUUUUAAAUUCUUGUGCAACUUCAGCCAUAUUUCUAUGAUAGCUUCAUUUGUGGACGAAAAUUGUCACUAUUAAGGUGCUUCGGCUUCCAGUAACCCAUCUUAGUUUUAUUCUUGCCUUUUGGUCCUGUGGAUUGUGUGUGCUUUGUAGAGGAAAGGGCAGUUGUUGGAACUGAGUUGUUUUUUGUGAAUGGAGAUGUAUGAGCAGCUUAUUAAUUUCCUGU
This is a messenger RNA of Populus euphratica (Euphrates poplar), 2188 nucleotides long. Its product is annotated as poly(rC)-binding protein 3-like. Lineage: Eukaryota; Viridiplantae; Streptophyta; Magnoliopsida; Malpighiales; Salicaceae. The coding region runs from base 172 to 1755 and encodes 527 amino acids. The transcript has 7 exons. The record is from RefSeq and is a predicted model, not a curated record. Gene Ontology annotation, molecular function: RNA binding.